This is a messenger RNA of Alligator mississippiensis (American alligator), 2034 nucleotides long. Its product is annotated as L-amino-acid oxidase. Lineage: Eukaryota; Metazoa; Chordata; Crocodylia; Alligatoridae. The record is from RefSeq and is a predicted model, not a curated record. Gene Ontology annotation, biological process: amino acid catabolic process. The transcript has 7 exons. Bases 42 to 1565 code for a protein of 507 amino acids. Gene Ontology annotation, molecular function: L-amino-acid oxidase activity; polyamine oxidase activity.
UGUAUCUCUACUAUCGGGUGAUUCGAGCUGACAGCUGGAACAUGUAUCAGUUCUUUUUUCUGCAGAUCUUGCUCCUUGUGACGGUACCAAGCCUUGGCUUUGACUUCAGCAAAGUGAAGGACCUGAAAAAAUGCUUCGUUGAUCCUGACUAUGAAAAACUGGUCAAUAUUGCCCAAAGAGGGCUAGGACAGAAGUGUAAUUCGAAGAAGGUAGUGAUUGUUGGGGCAGGAAUAAGUGGACUCACUGCUGCCAAACUGCUUAAAGAUGCUGGUUGCCAGGUUUCAAUCCUGGAAGCCAGCGAUCGCGUGGGAGGACGGAUUAUGACCCAUCAUCAGGCAGGAGAAGAUUGGUAUGUGGAGCUUGGACCAAUGCGCUUGCCAAAGACCCACAGAAUUGUCCGAACUUUUAUUGAAAAACUAAAGCUUAAUUUAAACCCGUUUGCUCAGAGCCAUGAAAAUGGCUGGUAUUUUAUUAAUGGUAUCAGAGCAAGAGCUAAAGAUGUCAUCCGAAACCCUGGAAUCCUGAACUAUACUGUGAAUGAGUCAGAGAAAGGAAAGUCUGCUGCUCAGUUAUAUUCAGAAGCAAUGUACAAGGCAGUAGAGAAACUCUACAAAUGGAAUUGCAAUGAAAUCUGGGGAAAAUAUGACACCUUUUCUACCAAGGAGUAUUUGAUUAAAGAAGGAGGAUUAAGUCGAGGGGCCGUGCAGAUGAUUGGUGACUUGAUGAAUAGGGAUUCUUCCUUCCACAUCUCUUUCCUAAGCUCGGUCACUGAGUAUGUUGCCUUCCUACAAGUCGGUUUUGAUGAGAUCACUGGGGGAUUCAGUAAUUUGCCCAGAGCUUUCCACAAAUCUCUGCCUGGAGUGGUCCGUUUUAACUCUCCUGUAGUGAAAAUAGCGAGAAACGGUGACGGAGCUACCGUGUAUUACCGUACAGUCAACACAAAAGGUGUCUCUUCAGUGACUGCUGACUAUGUUCUUGUUACGGCCACUGCAAGAGCAGCACGACUCAUCCAAUUUCAACCUACACUUUCCUACAACAAGACGGAUGCUCUGCGCUCCAUUCACUAUGCCGCUGCCACCAAAAUCGCUCUGAUCUGCACUGAAAAAUUCUGGGAAAAGGAUGGCAUCCCAGGUGGUCAGUCAAUCACGGAUCAACCUGCCAGAUUCAUCUACUACCCUGACCACAAAUUCCCCAGUGGGUUGGGAGUGAUCCUUGCUUCCUACACGGUGAAUGAUGAUGCUGAAUUUUUCACUUCCCUCAGCAAUGAGAGGUGCCUGGAUGUGGUCCUGGAUGACCUGGCAGCAGUCCACAACAUCUCUAAGGCUUACCUACAGAGAGUGUGCAAGAGGCACGUGGUGAAGAAAUGGAACAUGGACGAGUAUGCCAUGGGGGCCUUUGCUGCCUUUACCCCAUACCAGUUUAUAGAUUUCUACAAGGUUUUGUUUGAGAAUGAGGGCAGAAUCCAUUUUGCUGGGGAACACACAGGCUUUCCACAUGCCUGGAUUGACACUGCUAUGCUAUCUGCUUUGAAAGCUUCGUUGAACAUCUAUAAGGGUGUCCACUAAAGCUAAUGGGAAAUUCUUAGUUUUCAGUGCAUUUUUUCCCCUGAUAAAUAAGAAAAGUGUCAUUUCAUUCUUUCCUUUCUUCCAAAACUUUUAUGUAGUUCCCCUCCCAUCCAUCCAUUUUCCAAUCUGGGUCCCCCAUACAGUGAGCUACAACCCCAUUGCUCUGUCCUCACAGUCUCACUGCACCCUCACACAUCUCUUUGUCUCAUCCCCCUGUUCCCAUUGUUCUGAUUAUGAGAGUAUCUUUAAUUUACAUCUUUGUUGUAAUCUCCUCACAGCAGGAGAUCUCAUUUUAUGUCCGCAAUGGGGACCUUAUUUUGUUUGAAGCUUCUAUGAAAUACUAUAAUAAAAAUGCUAAUAAGUGCUACUCAGUGAUGAAAGGUAUUACUAGUCAACUAUGUUUUCUAAUGGCAAGUAUGUUCUACUUUGUAGGUAAUGGAUAGUAAGAAAAUAAAUGAAUAUAACACAA